Molecule: messenger RNA, 853 nt
Organism: Mizuhopecten yessoensis (Yesso scallop)
Lineage: Eukaryota; Metazoa; Mollusca; Bivalvia; Pectinida; Pectinidae
Exons: 7
Coding region: 11-853 (280 amino acids)
Source: RefSeq, a predicted model, not a curated record
UUGAUACUGGAUGACACUUGUUACGAAUAUCAACAAUGAGAACAAGAAACUGUUGGAUGUUCUAAAGCCGAAAAUUCUGAACAGCGUUAGGUAUAUGAGGAAAAAGCAAAGAUCUCCAGACAGAGAAAACAAAAGAAUGAAGGCUUCAAAUCAGAACCUGCCAACAGACCACAUCCAAGAAGAAACGGUUGACAAUCAUUUAAAGUCCGGGAAUCUAAUUUGCCUGAGGAAUCACCAAAAUGACCCGAUAGCGAAAGCCAAUGUUGUAGCAUUUCCUUGUACUGAUGCUGAUAUCAAAGACCAACCCGAUAUAGAUGUAAAGGAAUGGGUGUCAGUCAUGAUUGAAAGUAAGAGGAGGAAUUCCACCAUCGAUUUUCUUCCUUCAAGGAAUUCAACAAAAGAAUGGAAAGAUGAGGGGUUUACCAAAACAGUGGUCAAGGAAAAAAAGAAGCAGAGAGGUGCCAUAAGGCCUUUUCAACCCCAGCCACCUAUGCCCGAGGCAGUUCAACCUCAGCCACCUAUGCCCAAGGCAGUUCAACCUCAGCUACCUAUGACCGAGGAAGUUCAACCCUCAGAGGUCAUUGAUGAGCAACACGACGAGGAAGAACACUAUACAGAAGACACAGCAUGCUCAAAACCUCAAUUAGAUGACUGUGUAGAAGUGGCUUUUCCAAUUGUUAACUUGGAUCCGCUGACCGUAAAAGUUCUGCGGAAAACAGACAAACCUGGAUUUUUCGUAUGGCCGAGAAGAGAAGAUGUAUCUGAAGUUAUGGAGAAGGAGAUUCUGAGGGUUUUGGCACUUCCUACAUUAGAUGGGAGGGAGAAGGAACGAUUAGUUUUUAAAUGUUGUUAA